UCGAGAAUUUCCAGCAGAUGAGGCAGUGGCAACUUGAGCUGCUUGUUGCGGAGAUCCGGGACAGCGGAAAAGGCAGUCUUAUUUACCGACUAAAAAAGCUCCUCCCCUACCCUCCGUUAGCUAAUCAAAAAAUUUCCAGGGACGUAGCCAUCACCAGUUGUAUCCUUUGUCUUGAAGACACUCUGUUGUUAUUCCAUUGAGCUUUCGGUCCCUGCUGCCUCCUUUGGAGUUAUGUCAACAGCUGCCCUCAUUACUCUGGUCAGAAGUGGCGGGAACCAGGUGAGGAGGCGCGUGCUGCUGCGCUCCCGCCUGCGGCAGGAGGACCGGCGGGUGUCGCCCGCCCGCCACGGCUCCACCUCAGACCCCCGCUGUUCUCGGUUUGACCCCGACGGCAGCGGGCGCCCGGCCACCUGGGACAGUUUUGGGAUCUGGGAUAACCGCAUCGAUGAGCCCAUUCUGCUGCCACCCAGCAUUAAGUACGGCAAGCCGAUCCCCCAAAUCAGCCUGGAGAACGUGGGCUGCGCCUCGCACAUCGGCAAGCGGAAGGAGAACGAAGACCGUUUCGCCUCGGCCCGGCCGACCGACGAGGUCCUGUACUUCGCCGUGUUCGACGGCCACGGCGGACCCGCGGCUGCGGAUUUCUGCCACACCCACAUGGAGAAAUGUGUUGUGGAUUUGCUUCCGAAGGAGAAGAACUUGGAAACUGUGUUGACCUUGGCUUUUCUAGAAAUAGAUAAAGCCUAUACGAGUCACGCCCAGGUGUCUGCUGAUGCAACGCUUCUGACCUCUGGGACUACGGCCACAGUAGCCCUGCUGCGAGAUGGCAUCGAACUGGUUGUUGCCAGUGUUGGGGACAGCCGGGCUAUUCUGUGUAGAAAAGGAAAACCCAUGAAGUUGACCACUGACCAUACUCCAGAAAGAAAAGAUGAAAAAGAAAGGAUCAAGAAAUGUGGUGGUUUUGUAGCUUGGAAUAGUUUGGGGCAGCCUCAUGUAAAUGGCAGACUUGCCAUGACAAGGAGCAUUGGGGAUUUGGACCUUAAAACCAGUGGCGUGAUAGCAGAACCUGAAACAAAGAGGAUCAAGCUACAGCACGCUGAUGACAGCUUCCUGGUCCUCACCACAGAUGGAAUUAACUUCAUGGUGAACAGUCAAGAGAUUUGUAACUUUGUCAAUCAGUGCCACGAUCCCCACGAAGCAGCCCACGCGGUGAUUGAACAGGCCAUACAGUAUGGGACGGAAGAUAACAGUACCGCAGUCGUGGUGCCUUUUGGCGCCUGGGGGAAAUACAAGAACUCUGAAAUCAACUUCUCCUUCAGCAGAAGCUUUGCCUCCAGCGGACGGUGGGCCUGAUUGCUGGCUGGGACUAUUGAGUUUCUGUGCAAUGAUUUUUCACCUGAGCAUGUCAAAAAGAAAUCGGUAAAAAUCAAAAAUCUCACCUGUGCACAUGUGAACCUGUGACACACUAGAUCAGUACACAAGUCAGUGUAACUUAAUAACCACUUACAUAGUAGCUCUUUCACAAAUACUCAUUAUAUUUAGGCUUAACUGUAAAUUCUCAGUGUAAUUAUGUGCGUGAUCAGCUGUUCUGAAUGUCCGAGCUGAGUGAGCACACAAGAAGUGAUUUGGAUGCACUUGAAGAGAGUAUUAAAUUUCUGAUUUUUAAGACUCUCAGGCAGCUAUGGGUUUGUUUAUUGUUCUUGUUCUUUUUUUAAUUUCAAAUUAAUAUGACGGUACACAUUUUUAGGUUACAUUUUUAAUUCUCCUUUUGUUCUUUGUUCAUUUGAAUGUGUUCUUCAAGUUCUUCAAAACUAGUUAGCUCGACAGCUUUUCAAUGUGUUAGCUGAAAGGUUUUAUUUUUAUUUUCUUCCAUGCUUCCCUAUAACUAGGAUGCAAGUUUUUUAUUUUCAAUAACUAUACUAAGAAGUAAGUUGGAAAACUGACUUCUCUGUUACCAUUUGUAUUUCAUAUUCUGGACCACUUGUCGGUAACUAUAACUAUGCAAAAUAAAUCAAUUCAGAUAUUAUGACAUUGCUAAAUUGUAUACAUAUUUAUAAACAGCACAGUUGGGUAUUUCAACUGUGUCACCAGCCCCGUGCCUAUGCAUUCCUAUUUUUCUGUAGUUAAGAAUGGGGCAGCGCCUGUGGCUCAGUUGGUAAGGCGCCGGCCCCAUAUACCGAGGGUGGCGGGUUCAAACCCGGCCCCGGCCGAACUGCAACCAAAAAAUAGCCGGGCGUGUGGCGGGCGCCUGUAGUCCCAGCGACUCGGGAGGCUGAGGCAAGAGAAUCGCUUAAGCCCAGGAGUUGGAGGUUGCUGUGAGCUGUGUGAGGCCACGGCACUCUACCGAGGGCCAUAAAGUGAGACUCUGUCUCUACAAAAAAAAAAAAAAGGAAUGUUGUAUAGCAGUAUAUAGCGUGUGACUAUUCCUUAAUACCAGAAAAGAAAGCACAGGCUAAGAGUCUUUUGGCCAAAAUGAUAGAAAGUUGAAUACUGAUUGAUUGUAUCAACUAUUUUGUAUAAUGUGUUCAUUUGUUUUCUCUGCUUCAUGUUUUGUAUAUGGUAUGUGUAUAACACAUUUUUGUAUAAAGUGAACAAGUUGAAUAAUUUGCGGGUAAAAAUAACACCACACUGAUAAUAGACAUAGCUUGAGGCUUCUGUCUCCAUUUUGCUCAUUUUUAAGAUGUGGAAGAAAGAAUACAUCUAAAACAAACAUUAAAACAUUCUAUAUUUCAGCUUGCUAUGUAAAGUAGGAGUAUAAAACUAUACUUCUUUUUACCUGCACGUAAGUUCUCUCUUAAAAUGUGAAUUGGUAAAUGUGUGCUUGAAAUUGUACUGCAGUUUAUUUCUGCAAACUCCAUAAAUGGGUUUGUGUGUGUGUGUGUGUAUACAUAUGUAUAUUUUGGAAUAAUCUAAAAUUGAAGGGAACAAUUCUGCAUAGCUCCUUCACUAGUUAGCUCUAAAUUAUUGAUACAUUGAUCUCUAAGGAUGCUUGGCAGACUGAAGUUAGUUUUCUUAUAGUGGAGAACCAACCAGUGGUUAUCAGCAGAUGAGGAAAUAGGUGAAAAAAAGCUCAAGGAGGUAUUUUAUGGUAGUUAAUUUAUCGGAAAACCUAGGAACAGAGCCAGCAUGUUGAAGCUACAUUGCGAUAUGACAAUUUGUGUAUAAAAUAAUAGCAUGGCAGAAAAAUGAUGAAUGUUAAGGAUGACAUGGAAUUUUGUGGUUGCAAAAAAGAAAAAGCAAAAAGAAAAAGUUGACAUAGACUGUGCCUUCAACUCUCAGUUUUCAGAGUUGCCUUUUUUCUUCUUUAAGAUCAAAAGAUUUAUUAGGAGGAAGGGCCCAAUGUAAAUAGUCACAUCUUCUGGGCGGCUCCUGUGGCUCAAAGGGUUAGGGUGCCUGCCCCAUAUACCAGAUGUGGUGGGUUCAAAUGCAGCCCCGGCCCAAAAAAAAAAAAAAAAAAAAAAAAUUCACAUCUUCUAACCUUUCUUGGAAUGGAAAAAAAAAAUUUUGCAUUUUCCCUGCCUUCGUGAGUCAGGAUUUGUCCUUAAAAAAAAAAAAAAAAAAAAAAAGUGGCUUGACACCUGUGGCUCAAGCUGCUAAGGCGCCAGCCACAUACACCUGAGCUGGCAGGUUCGAAUCCAGCCCGGGCCCACCAAACAACAAUGAUGGCUGCAACCAAAAAAUAGCCAGGCGCUGUGGCAGGCACCUGUAGUCCCAGCUACUUGGGAGGCGGAGGCAGGAGAAUUGCUUGAGCCCAGGAGUUGGAGGUUGCUGUGAGCUGUGAUGUCACAGCACUCUACCCAGGGUGACAGCUUGAGGCUCUGUCUCAAAAAAAAAAAAAAGUGCUAAAUAAAUAUAUAUAUAUAUAUAUAUAUAUUUUUUUUUUUUCAAGGAAGUUAGAUGAAAGGAGGAGAAACAUCACAGGAAAGAUGAUAGUUUCCUGUUCAUUGAGAGACAAGCAACUAAAGGGGGAUUUAGUAAAGCUGAGAACUUCCUUACUCUGAGUCAGGUCUUAGAACAGAAACAUGAAAGCUGCACUGAGAAGCAUGGCGAAUUUCCAAACUCACAGACAAGGAGAACUCUAUAGCACAAAAUGACAUUCAAAAGAUGCAGAUUUCAUGUUUGUUUUGAAUUCUUCACAUGACUAUUCCUCUUUUACUCUAAAACUGAGGUUGGGAGUGAUGGUAUCAGGUUCUGAGGCCUGAGGGUCAGUGAUGGAUUGAGCUAGAUUGCCAGGUGUGACAAGGAAUGUGUAAGAUGGUGACCUGGGGUGGACUUGACUGUUUCACCUCAAAGAGUUUUUAAAAGCCUAAGCCAGUGAAUUUUGACUAUGUAUAAAAUAUACAGUGCUGGUGUUUAUGUUGUUCAAGCCAUAAAAUUACAGCAUAAUUUAAAGCAUAGAUUACUGUAAUUCAUAGAAGAUAAGCAUACAUCUAUUAGGCUUCUAUUACUGGAAAUUAUGCAAAUAGUUUUUAAAAGGGACUGUUCUAAAUGGAGUUUUUUAGUUAUAACUGAAUUUGCCAUGUGUGUAUAGAUAUAGUGUAAAUUAUAUUAAUGAAUAAGACAUAUCACUGUAUUUAUCUUUGUCUUUCAUUUAUGUGUAAAAUAUAAAUCAUCUUUCUGCUAUGUGUUGCCAAACUACUUGCCACCAUCUGACGGAAUACCUUAAAAUCAUUGUGAUUUUCCAUAAGUCUUUAAUCACCUUAUAUCUUCAAAGUAAACGCAGUCCUGCUCGCCAUCAGGUUUUUGUUGCUUGAGUACUUCAAAGUCUUGUGUAUUUUUCUGGGGGAAAAUUCCGUUUUGAAGGGAUCACCUUUGAUUCUUUAUGCUCUAUGAUAUAAAUGUUCCUUAUAUUCUUACAUUUAAAAAAUUCACUGAUUAACACAUGAUUUAAAAGAUAGAAAUUCUUUUUUAAGUGAAAUUUGAUGUUUUUUUCUUCUUUUUUUAGCAUCUUGGCAGAGAAUCCAACUCCUCAAUAUCAAACAGGGCAUUUAGUUUCCUUUCUAAGAAUGGACAUAGAUUUUUGAUAGUAAGAAAAUGUUUCAAGGCAGCAGGAAGUUAAAGUUUAGCAUUAAACAGUUCAACACAAACAUGAAUUUUUGGUAUUUUUUUUUUAGCACCUCCUUGGUUUUUGUAUAACCAUAUCAAUAAAAAGAGGCAUGAGAUUGUGGUUGGGUUACAUUUCAUUGUCUUUAUUAGAUUUGCUUAGAGACGACGUAAGCAAAAAUAAAGUGAUGUCUUUACAAGGCAAACAAGCCAAAUUGUGAUGUCCUGCCUGCUGCUCUUGGCAGCUGGGAUGAGAAUGAGGGACUCUCUGGCAGCUCCUGUUGGUCGUUAGUUGAAACGGCCACCCUGAGUGUUCUAUCUAGGCUGUGAUAUCGUGGAAUUCUUCCUCCAUGAAUGACUUAUCUGAAUUGAAUUCCAGUACAGAAUUUAGUAACCAGGAGUGUCCCAGAUUAAUUUAAUUUCUACUGAAGUGCUCUUCUGCAUUUGUUAUUUACCAAAGUACCGCUUGGAUGUAUAGCAACUCUUGUAGAGAGUGCUGUAAUUGCUGCUUUGACUACUGUUUUUCAAUGUAUGCAUUAAGAGUGACUGUGAGCAGACUAAAGUCACAUAUCUCAGUGUUUGAAAAAAUCAUUCUAAUAAAAUUUGCGUAUG
Messenger RNA from Nycticebus coucang (slow loris), 5652 nucleotides. It is a transcript of the gene PPM1K, whose product is annotated as protein phosphatase, Mg2+/Mn2+ dependent 1K. Gene Ontology annotation, molecular function: protein serine/threonine phosphatase activity; cation binding. Bases 232 to 1350 code for a protein of 372 amino acids. NCBI's taxonomy places the organism in Eukaryota, Metazoa, Chordata, Mammalia, Primates, Lorisidae. The transcript is spliced from 7 exons. The record is from RefSeq and is a predicted model, not a curated record. Gene Ontology annotation, biological process: protein dephosphorylation.